Messenger RNA from Selaginella moellendorffii, 1159 nucleotides. RefSeq names its product extensin-2. Gene Ontology annotation, molecular function: structural constituent of cell wall. Lineage: Eukaryota; Viridiplantae; Streptophyta; Lycopodiopsida; Selaginellales; Selaginellaceae. Gene Ontology annotation, biological process: plant-type cell wall organization. The transcript has a single exon. The record is from RefSeq and is a predicted model, not a curated record. The coding region runs from base 162 to 1004 and encodes 280 amino acids.
CUCCCAUUCUAACUAGCUCUCCCUUCUCUCUUCCUUCUUCUCUUCUCUCUCCAUCUCUCCUCCGCGAGAGAGAUUUGAGAGGGGAAAUCGGUAUUGCGCUCUCGGAAUCUAGAUAGCAUUGCUUUGGGCGAUUGAGUUGGAUAGACUCGCAGGAUCUAAGGAUGAUGGGGCCGAGCCCAAUGCUCGUCUUCUUUGUGGGUGUGACACUGGCCGCUCUCGCGGGCGCCAAUGAGCCGCCGGUUUACAAGUACGCUUCCCCGCCACCGCCGACAUACUACUACAAAUCCCCGCCUCCACCGGUGUACAAAUACAAGUCCCCGCCCCCGCCCGUCUACUCGCCGCCGCCGCCGGUGUACAAAUACAAAUCCCCGCCACCGCCGGUGUACUCGCCACCUCCGCCCGUCUACAAAUACAAAUCCCCACCACCGCCCGUGUACUCGCCUCCUCCUCCAGUGUACAAGUACAAAUCUCCACCUCCACCGGUUUACAGCCCACCACCACCGGUUUACAAAUACAAGUCUCCACCACCACCGGUCUACAGCCCACCACCACCAGUGUACAAAUACAAGUCUCCACCACCACCGGUCUACAGCCCACCACCACCAGUGUACAAGUACAAAUCCCCACCACCUCCGGUUUACAGCCCACCUCCACCAGUUUACAAAUACAAGUCUCCGCCACCUCCGGUUUACUCCCCACCACCUCCAGUGUACAAGUACAAAUCUCCACCACCUCCGGUUUACAGCCCACCACCACCGGUUUACAAGUACAAAUCUCCCCCACCUCCGGUUUACAGCCCACCACCACCGGUUUACAAGUACAAAUCUCCCCCACCUCCGGUUUACAGCCCACCACCACCGGUUUACAAAUACAAGUCUCCACCACCUCCGGUUUACUCCCCACCACCUCCAGUGUACAAGUACAAAUCCCCACCUCCGCCAGUGUAUUCUCCACCGCCUCCGGUGUACAAGUACAAAUCCCCGCCACCUCCAUACCACUACUAAGCGCAUAAGAACAAUGAUCUUUCCGUUGCAAUCUGGAAAUAUUUGAGCGAGCGCAUGCAAUUGCUGCUUUUCUUGCUCGGCCAAUGUUCGAUGAUCUUGUCUGAGCGGGUUAUUUUGAUCAUAUGGAAUAAAUAAAAAGCAAUUUUCUGAGUGUC